AUGACAGCCGAAAAAGAUAAUCUAUCAGCAAUUUUCUGGCAAGUUAAAUUUUCACCACGGAGAACUGGACAUCGUUACGUUUAUUGUGGUAGCAAUAUUGGACGCAUUAGCAUUUUUGAUGUUAUAACGGGUGAACCUGUUCGAGAAUUCGCUGCAAAUUAUCGCGAAGUGUACGAUUGCAGUUGGCAUCCAGAUCAGAACGAAAUUGUUAGUGUGUCGGUAAGAUCAAUUAAUUGA
This is a messenger RNA of Cercopithifilaria johnstoni, 237 nucleotides long. NCBI's taxonomy places the organism in Eukaryota, Metazoa, Nematoda, Chromadorea, Rhabditida, Onchocercidae. The record is from the annotation of a GenBank genome assembly.